GUUGCAUGCCCUGUUUCCUGAAGGACAGUCCUAUAAUGAGUUUUUCCAAUAUAAUGAGUUUUUCCAACCCAGGAAGCAUCCACCUCUUGUAGUCAAGGGAGCCAUGGAGCAUAGAGCUGAUCAGCAAGAGCAAGAGAGACUCAGUCCUCGUCUGGAAAAGCUACAGCACUGGGCAAGACACAGGAAAAGUGGACACCUCUUGAUUCUGGCGGUAAGCCAGCUAUGGCUGGCAGUAGCUAUGGUGCCUUUUGCCAUCUCAGUUGCCUGCCUGAACUCUGCUUGUCACAUGGUCACAGCAUUACUACUUGGGCCUGGAACCUCGGGUCUCCUCACCGGGAUUGUCACCCUUGAGCUUCGCAGAGCACCUCGCCUUUGGAAGGUACGGGCCAUGAUGAUAUUCAACAUACUCAACCUAAUCUUGGGCUUCAUCGUGUUGGUGGUGGAGGUGAUGAAGACGGCUUUGGGGCCUACCUCUACUGCCUCCUCCCAGUUGGCAGGCUUGCUGGUGCUGGAGCUCAGCGCUGAGGCUUUCACCCUAGGAGGUGUGCUGGUAUCUGUAUAUGCCCUAUUCUUGCUGAACCAGAGGAAGCCAGGAUGCUUCAGGACCCAGACUCUGCACUACCAGGAGCUACAGAAGGGCCUGUCCGAGAUGGAGGAGGAUCCUGGUUCGGAGAAUGGUCCCGUGAUCGCCAGUACAGGGAACGGAGCAAACAAGUGA
Molecule: messenger RNA, 718 nt
Organism: Castor canadensis (American beaver)
Lineage: Eukaryota; Metazoa; Chordata; Mammalia; Rodentia; Castoridae
Gene: Tmem253
Product: transmembrane protein 253
Source: RefSeq, a predicted model, not a curated record